Molecule: messenger RNA, 924 nt
Organism: Scedosporium apiospermum
Lineage: Eukaryota; Fungi; Ascomycota; Sordariomycetes; Microascales; Microascaceae
Exons: 2
Coding region: 1-924 (307 amino acids)
Source: RefSeq, a predicted model, not a curated record
AUGGCCACUAUUCCUGUCGCUCGACCUGCCGCCCCCGCGCCUCUUCCCAAUCCUCCGAGCACGCAAAAGACCAUCCAGUUCCUUCACCCUGGUUACCAGGCUCGAUGGAAUCGUCUAUUUUUUCUUCCCCGUGUUGACCCUACUGGUCCUGGGGCAUUGAAAGGCGUGCACCACGAGACUGCCCUAACCGCCUGCCAAAUUGUCGCUGGUAGUAUUGGUAAUGGCCAACUUUGCAUUGACAAGAGAGGAGAACGACCAGUCACCGUUGCCCAAGAGCCAAUUCUCACCCUAGACGAGUAUUAUUUUGUGCUUAACGACGAUGUCAUACAAAGUCCCGUCAGCCCCGACGGCGAUCGAUGUGCAGUUACCAACCAUAACUACGCCCUUAAGAAGGCGCAUAUCGUCCCCAAGGAGGAGCAUGAAUGGUACCAGAAAAUGGGAAUGCAGCUUUACUCCUUUCUAAACCUCGAGGGAAACAGGAUUCACUUACGAGCCGACAUACAUCGAUGUUACGACGAUCGCGAUUUUGUUAUUGUUCCAAAGAGGCUACGCAAUCCUCAAGGGGGAGGGCUUGCACGUCGAACUUUCGUGGUACACUACCUCGGACAGCAUCCCAACGCCGAGUUGGAGACCCUUUAUCACAACCUCCCUGUACAACAUAUCUGUGCCACCACGCGAGAGACACAUUUUGCUAGAUUCGCUUGGGCGAUCUUGCAAUUCGUCAAAGAUUUCAUCACUGUGGGUCAGCGUCGUGUGGUACGACGACUUGGAUCCGACGGAGUCGUCCGCGUUGAGGAAGUCUCGGGGUUGGAACUACAGCGAAGAUAUGGUGGCGGGGGUGAACACAUCGCGAGCCCCCUACAUCCCCGAAAGCGUGCGAAAGCGGAGAUGGAGGAGGAGGAGGAGGAGGAGGAUGAGGAGUAG